Eleginops maclovinus (Patagonian blennie) is the source of this 922-nucleotide messenger RNA. RefSeq names its product balbiani ring protein 3-like. The record is from RefSeq and is a predicted model, not a curated record. The coding region runs from base 314 to 922 and encodes 202 amino acids. The transcript is spliced from 6 exons. Lineage: Eukaryota; Metazoa; Chordata; Actinopteri; Perciformes; Eleginopidae.
CUCAGUGAGCCUACACUGAGCAACACACCCAGCACAGCAUUUGAAUCCAUGACGACCACAGUCUCUCCGAGCACCAGUCUUCCUCCCCAGUGUCCGGGAGACCAGGUGAAGCUGGAGAACGGCUGCAGCUGUCCAUCUGGCAUGGUGAAGGACGGAGACAACUGUAGCUGCCCUGUGGGCUUCACUCCGGAGGGGGCCGCAGGGUGUAAAGCAGCUCCCCUGACGACCACAGUCUCUCCGAGCACCAGUGUUCCUCCCCAGUGUCCGGGAAACCAGGUGAAGCUGGAGAACGGCUGCAGCUGUCCAUCUUGGCAUGGUGAAGGACGGAGACAACUGUAGCUGCCCUGUGGGCUUCACUCCGGAGGGGGCCGCAGGGUGUAAAGCAGCUCCCCUGACGACCACAGUCUCUCCGAGCACCAGCGUUCCUCCCCAGUGUCCGGGAAACCAGGUGAAGCUGGAGAACGGCUGCAGCUGUCCAUCUGGCAUGGUGAAGGACGGAGACAACUGUAGCUGCCCUGUGGGCUUCACUCCGGACGGGGCCGCAGGGUGUAAAGCAGCUCCCCUGACGACCACAGUCUCUCCGAGCACCAGUGUUCCUCCCCAGUGUCCGGGAAACCAGGUGAAGCUGGAGAACGCCUGCAACUGUCCAUCUGGCAUGGUGAAGGACGGAGACAACUGUAGCUGCCCUGUGGGCUUCACUCCGGAGGGGGCCGCAGGGUGUAAAGCAGCUCCCCUGACGACCACAGUCUCUCCGAGCACCAGCGUUCCUCCCCAGUGUCCGGGAAACCAGGUGAAGCUGGAGAACGCCUGCAACUGUCCAUCUGGCAUGGUGAAGGACGGAGACAACUGUAGCUGCCCUGUGGGCUUCACUCCGGAGGGGAUGGCAGGGUGUAAAGGUGAAGAGAGGCAGAAUGAGCGUUAA